UGCCCGGUUGUUCUUCCAGGCUGGUCACUCCAGAAGCACCCCUGCUAGCCAGGGGGUGCAGGGGCAGCCCAGGCCCCCGGGUGAUGGGCGCUGGUGGGGCAAGGGAUGGCUCCGUCCCUGCGUCCCAUCCCUCGGCAGGUGGCUCUGUAGGGGAGGGCUGGCUGCUACUGCCAUGGGACGCUCAGUCUGCACUGGGCGGGACUGGGGAGUACUGGGAACGUCGCCACGCAGGGGUGAGCUGUGGGUUCGGGGACGGAGGGAGCACAGGAGCACAGGGCUGGAUGUGGCUGAGAGCCCUCUUGAAGCCCCAGCGAGAUCUCCACUGGCUGCGAGUGUUGCAGGUGGUCGAGUGGCACCUACCCCCAAAAUGAUGGAAAACAAAGUGUUUAUGUCGUUUACGUUCUACAGCACGAUCUUGAUUUUAAAAAUGUAUGUUGUUGCCAUCGUUACGGGACAAGUGAGACUCAGAAAGAAGGCAUUUGCAAACCCGGAGGAUGCACUGCGCAACGGGGGGCUGCAGUACUACCGUGAAGACCCCGAUGUGGAGCGGUGCCGCAGGGCCCACCGCAAUGACAUGGAGAACAUCUUUCCCUUCCUCUUCCUCGGAGCCAUCUACUCUCUGCUGGAUCCCAGUCCCACAGUGGCCAGGAUCCACUUUUUCAUCUUCUGUGUGGGGCGCAUCAUCCAUACCAUCGCCUACCUCCUGCAACUGAAGGCGCCUAUGCGCUCUGUGGCCUACAGCGUGGCACAGCUGCCCUGCUUCUCCAUGGCUCUGCAGAUCCUCCUCGCCACCACCCCAUACUGGUAGUGCCCAGUGAGACGGACCGAACAAACCCCUUUGUCCCGCACUCUGCUGCUUUCCUCGGCUGGACCGGGUGGUGCGUGAGAGUGUGAGAGUGUGUGUUUGUGUGGACACAUGGUAUGUUGCCAGGGAGGCCAUCUGCACCCCAGUGGUGCUCAGUGCAGCCUCGAUAAAGUCCCCAUGUUACUGAAAUUGGGCAGGGAAGUCACCAGAGGGAAGGGCCGCAUCUGCCUGCAGAGUCAGAAGAUGAUGUGGAGGCAGGUUUCUCUUGCUUCUAAGGGUGAGAGGGGGAAAGCACCUGGACUACCCCUCGAGGAAGGGGUUAAUUGAAAGAAAGGUUUUCUGCCCCAACUGCAUUCGGAACUGGGAAGGGGAAGAUGUGUCCUUUCCCCCUGGUCACACAGCAAGGGAAAACCAUCAGGGUCCUGUGAAGUCUCUUGGUCAGCAGAUGUGAGUAGUAGCAGAGGGGGGUUAUAAAACAGCCGCUGUCCUCCUGCCCAGCCGUGUGGGUCUGUGGGCAGGGGGCUCUGUCACAUUCCCUCUCCUGUGAGGACAGGAGGCAGGUGCCUGCCAGGCAGCAUAACGUGAAAGUCGAAGUCUCAGGGGUGACGCUGUGAAGCCACUGAAGUGUUCAGUGCUCCCAGCGCUGCCUCAUCUCACGCCAUAGGACGCAGCUCCCUACCAGGGAGCCUCGCUGCCGGCAGGAGCCUGCCUGUCCCGGCAAGGAUGCCACGCAGCCAGCAUUCAGCAGGUCCUGGCCAGCAGCAGCUGUGGCUUUUCCAUCUCACUCUCACUGUGGCAAGAUGCAGAGGGACAUGCCUGGAGCAGCCAGCAGGAAUCACUUACCCUGUAGAGAGCUGAACACAAAGCUCUGGGACUUCUGGAAAGACUGAGAUGCUCAUACAAAAUGGGGUCUGCAGUUUGAAGACAGACCUUUCUCCCAAGUGUGGUAUCUGCGCUCACAUGCUGCUGAUGUGUGAGAAUGCUCCCAGGACAACAGACUGGAUUUCUCCCCCUCCGUAGCCUUUCUCUGGCCACAGAAUGGCCAUUAAUAUCUGGGGAAUGUGCCGUGCCAUGACCACUUUGGGAAUGUUUUCUUUCAGCUGUUUCCUGCUGUACACUGCUGCCGAGUGGUGCGCAGCCUGGAUUAGCUGGUGUUUGCAGAAAGCUCUGGAAAUGAGUGGCUUUGAACCUCCCUGUGUGAGAAUACCACUGCUCUGUGGUGUUGUCUGAAAGUUGUCAUGUUGGAGAAGAGAGGCUGGGACCAGAGUAUUGCAGGAUGAUAAACCCUUGUAAGCACCUCUGCUAUGCAGCUGUCUCAAAGUGCCAAGGGCUGGUCCAGGCAACAGCAGCAUGCAAUGGAGCACCCCUACAGAGGACAAGGCAGGAGGAAGCCUCUGCUGUUCAGUGCCUCCUCCCUCCCUCUGAGGGUAAUGCAGAGUUUUACUAAGAUCAUAUGUGGAAACCAGAAUGAGCAGAACACAGCACACCCUUCCACCUGCCCUAAGCACUAAAGGUGUUCCUUUAACCCUGCUGUCCUCAGGUGUGCUCUUACUGAGACCUCACUGAGUGUCUGAGUGCACAAAGCACAAACUGAUGCUCUGAGACCUUGCCGAGCUCGGGUAGCGGCUUCUGUACCAGUAACUCCUGACCCCUGUGCAUAUGUGGCUUUAGGCUGUUGGUGACGUUUGAAGGAGAGUACUUUGCUCUCCCAUGGGGGAACUGUGUGUGGAAGGUGGGCAGGACUGCAGCUUCAGCAGUUUGCUUUUGGCCACUUCUCAUUUACAUAGCCUCAACAGAUGUCUGGGUAAUAUAUACCCCUCUUAACAAGACUCUUCUGCCUCAAAUGGUGCACAAGAUCCUGAACCCCUGUACAUUUCUCUGCUGCUGCACAUGCAUCCUGGUGGCAGGAAGCAAAUAUUCCCAAUAAAAACAAAUCAUUGUG
Falco peregrinus (peregrine falcon) is the source of this 2747-nucleotide messenger RNA. It is a transcript of the gene PTGES, whose product is annotated as prostaglandin E synthase. The coding region runs from base 173 to 808 and encodes 211 amino acids. Gene Ontology annotation, cellular component: membrane. The transcript has 4 exons. The record is from RefSeq and is a predicted model, not a curated record. Gene Ontology annotation, molecular function: prostaglandin-E synthase activity. NCBI's taxonomy places the organism in Eukaryota, Metazoa, Chordata, Aves, Falconiformes, Falconidae. Gene Ontology annotation, biological process: prostaglandin biosynthetic process.